UGACAAAAUGAAAGAGGGACAAGGUUAAUUGCUCAUCUUUUUGAGCUUCUGUUUCCAGAAGGUCUCUCUUAUACAAUAUUUAGCAGAACUUCCAGCCUUUGAUUCGCAAAGGCCAAUUCUUAUCGAGUAUAUAUUUGUUUUUGUCAAGUCUAUUGCUCGCUCUGAUCGACCUGUUUAGUCACCUACUACCCCGUACGCCAAGUGGAGCCGUCUUUCGCGGCAGGCAUAGAAGCAAUUCUAGUCUCCAAAAACGUAGCCAUUGAGACGCGACAAACCAACUGCUUUCGCUCAAUCGACAUACUUGCCUACCUACCUACCUACCUACCUAACUACUCCUCAUCUUGCGCCAUUCGUCUCACAGUCACGAGACAACCCGACUACCCCUCACUACUGCCGAGAACCUAUAGAUUACCUAGGGAUUGAGGAACCCCCCUUUGAUCUAUUUAUUUGACUGUCUCGAGGACUCCGGGGCCUUUACUCCUUCAUAGGUUCUAACCAUCCAAGUUACGGAAAUUGCAACCGAAAUCCUUUUCGCAACUGAUCAUCCACCAAGAGCUUAUCUUUUGUACCUACUACCAACCUACAUAGCUAGGUAUCCAAGCUGGUCUGUUCACAAUGGGCUGGUUCUGGCAGACUCCCCCUCACUCGCCCAAGGUGGCACCCAACAACUCUUCACCACAGCCAAAAGACGCCCAGUCCUCGACGAAGCCGCCCACACAGCAGCAGCCGAAGGGCUCCAAUGAUGAUGCCGAAAUCGCCAAGUUCCUGCAGCUUUUCCAAGAGGCCGACGCAAAACCAUCAAGUUCUACAUCCCAAUCAUCAGCAACAGGCCAACAACCCCAACAGUCAUCACCAACAUCAUCGUCACAACACCACUCACGGCAAGCAGCACCUUCGUCAUUCCUCUCCCAGUUCUCCCGGCCCUUUCGAGAGGACCCUUCAGGCGCCUCCACAACCCGCAAGGACCUAGAAUCACUCUCACCCUCUGAACGGGCCAAGGAGGAGAUCGUGCAGUCGCUGAUGCCGACCGACAUGUCGUGCCGCGACGCCUUCGAUUACGCCUACGGGUGCAACAGCAUCCGGGGCCAAUUCAACGCCGUGUACCGCUACGGCGAGGUCCGGUCGUGCUCGGAGCUGUGGGACAACUUUUGGUUCUGCAUGCGCGUCAAGAACUGGCAAGGGGACAUGCGCGCCAACGCCAUCCGCGACAGGUGGCGAGAAAAGGAGGAGCGCAAGUACGGGCCCGGCAUGCCCAGCAGCGAGGACGUUUGGCGGCCCAGGUUGAAGCUGCUGGGCCCCGACGAGGCCUUCCGCGACAAGAUACCAGAGGUGGAUGCCACGUUGACGCAGAACGACGAUGACUUGGAGUGGAAUAGGCAGGAGACGGAGAUGAGGAGGGCUGUGAGGGAGAAGUUGGGCUUCAAGGAGGAUGGAUAUUGAGCAGGGUUCUCAUCUGCCUGUUUUCAGGAUCAUUCGGCGUAGUUACGCAUGUAUUUACUAUAUACGGUCAUGGAAAUUCAUCAGAUGUGAUUUCUCAUAUUGCGUACUUUUUGGUUCUCACGCCGUUGCACCAUCGGGGACAUGUGAUUUUUUGGUUUUUUAAUACCAUGUACUCAAAAUGGGCCCAAUUGUUAACGACAAGACUACCUAUCAAACUAUCUAUUUUUAAUCUGUGGAACUUUUAUGUUAGUCGUAUAAAC
Pyricularia oryzae 70-15 is the source of this 1700-nucleotide messenger RNA. RefSeq lists its product as uncharacterized. The coding region runs from base 616 to 1440 and encodes 274 amino acids. The transcript has a single exon. Lineage: Eukaryota; Fungi; Ascomycota; Sordariomycetes; Magnaporthales; Pyriculariaceae. The record is from RefSeq and is a predicted model, not a curated record.